Molecule: messenger RNA, 856 nt
Organism: Varanus komodoensis (Komodo dragon)
Lineage: Eukaryota; Metazoa; Chordata; Lepidosauria; Squamata; Varanidae
Gene: FGFBP2
Product: fibroblast growth factor binding protein 2
Exons: 1
Coding region: 173-856 (227 amino acids)
Biological process (GO): cell-cell signaling
Molecular function (GO): growth factor binding
Source: RefSeq, a predicted model, not a curated record
UACCCAUAUGCUCACACCAAAGGAGUUUAUUUAAAAGGAGUUUAGGGUGGGUUAACCACAUGCACAAACCAACCUGAAAGCAGAGAGAGAGACUUCUUUGUACAGCAGUCCUUUAAAGAUACUCCAUUUGGCUUCUUCUCACUUGUGAAGUGUUGAGUUGCUCCAAGAUUGCAUGUGGUAUUUCACAAUGAAGGGGACCAUCAUCUGUUUCAUAUUUUUUAUCAGUUUCAUGGCAGGCUUAGGUCAAAAUCCAAGGCCAAAAAAAAGGAGCAACAAUGAAGAGAUUAAUUUUCAGACAAGAGUUAAAGAUGCCUGCACAAUGACUGUGAAUGGAAAUGGUGAAAUGAAGCUAAGAAUAGAAUGUAGGAAUCAAGGCAAGACUUACUGGUGUGAAUACACUGGCAAACCAUCAGUUUGUCAUUCUUUUAAUAACAAUCCAAGGAUUUUCUGGAAUCAGAUUGCCAUGGAACUAAGGAAACGGAUCAACGCCUGCCACCCCAAUCUGGUUCUGAAGCCUCCCAUGUGCCAGAAGGCUUCUCCCGAAGCACACAUGAAGCAAGUUGCCUUCAGCAUCAAGCCAAAUCCACGUCCUAUCCAACAAGCAGAUAUUGGCAACCAGGCAAAGAUGGUCCAAAAACAACUGCCGUCUUCAAAGCAAAUUAAAGAAAGCCAAGCAGGGAAAGGUUUCCUUAAAAAGUCAGGGAAGCCCAAACCAUCUUCUCUACCUGCUAUAAAACCAACCCAGCAAGGCCCAGGCUCUGAAAUCGAUUCUGAAGCAAUGAAGCUAGCACGGGAGCACUGUUGGGAGUCCCUGCAUAAUGUCUGUUCCUACAUCAUCAGCAUCUUUAGAGGCUGA